Molecule: messenger RNA, 666 nt
Organism: Pyrus x bretschneideri (Chinese white pear)
Lineage: Eukaryota; Viridiplantae; Streptophyta; Magnoliopsida; Rosales; Rosaceae
Product: protein TPR3-like
Exons: 4
Coding region: 1-666 (221 amino acids)
Biological process (GO): regulation of DNA-templated transcription
Molecular function (GO): protein binding
Source: RefSeq, a predicted model, not a curated record
AUGGCUGCUAUUUCACAUGGAGAUGUGAUUUACUCCAUUCUACAAUAUCUUGAUUUCAACAAUUUUGGACAAACAGCUCGAACACUUGAGAGGGAAUCCGGCUUGUUCUUCAGCUUGCCAUAUUUUGAAGAAUGUUUCAUUCACGGAGAGUUUGACGAGGCAGAAGAGUACUUCAACGGCUUCACCACAGUGCAUGACAACAUCUAUUCAACGAAGGUCAUUUUUGAGCUUCGUUGGUACAAGUUUUUGGAGGCACUGGACGAUAAUAACUAUGAGGAAGCAAAUGAACUUCUCCAUGAAGAACUCACAACCCUCCUGCCGUACAAUCAAAACCUGAUUGCACAGGCGACCGAGAUUAUGAACUUACACGACGUUAGAAUCUACCUACGACUUCAGGGCUAUGGAGACCUCAUAGAAGCAAGAACUGCGGCGAUGAUAGAUAUAAGGAGAUGUUUGGAGGCGAAUCCACUGCUGGUUGGGAAAAUUCGAUAUCGAAUUCCGAACGACUACAGUAGCGGCGGCCUUGCCAAUCUAGCAGCACUCCCUCCACCACCCGCAAUUCUGCUAAUUCGACGAGCAUCUAUAGCAGCAUUACAACCUCCAACAACUCCGUUGCUUGUACAAGUCCAUUUCAGGCUUAUUCCAGGCUUCGGAUAUGGGUCGUAA